AUGGCUGUGUCCAUGUUUAAAUUAUCUUCUGUGUUGGUCAAUUCGUCCAAAAAUCUCCGAUGUGUUGUCCGCCUUUUGGAUAAGCAUGAUUUUUCUACUACAAGCAUCAAAGCCAGGAAGGAACGCGAUACCUUCGGAGAGCUCGACGUUCCGGAUGACAAGUUGUAUGGAGCGCAAACUGUACGGUCCGUCAUGAACUUCCCCAUCGGCGGCAUCGAGGAACGGAUGCCGUAUCCAGUAAUCGUGGCAAUGGGAAUUUUGAAAAAAGCAGCGGCGAAAGUAAACAUUGAGUACGGGCUUGAUAAGAAAAUUGCGGAAGCGAUUAUGCAAGCCGCGGAUGACGUCAUAUCCGGAAAGUUGUACCGCGAGGGCCAUUUCCCGCUGGUUAUUUGGCAGACCGGGUCCGGUACUCAGAGCAACAUGAACACCAACGAGGUGAUCGCGAACAGGGCGAUCCAGAUCCUGGGCGGUAAGCUGGGCAGCAAGGACCCGGUGCAUCCCAACGACCACGUGAACAAGUCGCAGAGCUCCAACGACACUUACCCUACGGCCAUGCACAUCGCUGUCGCGAUGGAACUGCGCGAUAGACUUAUGCCCGGACUUGUUGCCCUCAGGGACACCUUGCAGGCCAAGUCCAAGGAGUUCGACAAGAUCAUCAAAAUUGGCAGGACGCAUUUGAUGGACGCGGUUCCGCUGACCUUGGGGCAGGAGUUCAGCGGGUACGCGACGCAGCUGACGUUCGGCGUGCAGCGCGUGUGCGCCGUGCUGCCGCGCCUGCACUACCUGGCGCUGGGCGGCACCGCCGUCGGCACCGGCCUCAACACGCGCGUCGGCUUCGCCGAGAAGUGCGCCGCCGAGAUCGCCGCGCUCACCGGCAUCCCGUUCGAAACUGCUCCGAACAAGUUCGAGGCGCUGGCGUGCCACGACGCCAUGGUGGAGGUGUCGGGCGCGCUGAACACCAUCGCCGUGUCGCUGAUGAAGGUGGCCAACGACAUCCGCCUGCUGGCGUCCGGCCCACGCUGCGGCCUGGCCGAGCUGCUGCUGCCCGAGAACGAGCCCGGCUCCUCCAUCAUGCCAGGCAAGGUGAACCCGACGCAAUGCGAGGCUCUGACGAUGGUGGCCGCCCAGGUGAUGGGCAACCACGUGGCCUGCACCAUCGGCGGCUCCAACGGACACUUCGAGCUCAAUGUUUUCAAGCCCAUGAUUGUCGCCAACGUGCUGCGCUCCAUACGACUAAUAGGUGAUGGCUGCGCUGCGUUCAACAAGAAUUGCGCUGUAGGCAUCAAAGCCAACGAGGCGCAGAUCAGCAAGAUCAUGCGCGAGUCCCUUAUGCUGGUCACCGCUCUCAACCCACACAUUGGAUACGAUAAGGCGGCAACAAUCGCGAAAACCGCGCACAAAGAAGGCACAACACUGAAGGACGCUGCCAUCAAACUCGGCUACCUCACAGAGGAGCAGUUCCACCAGUGGGUCCGUCCGGAAGACAUGCUCGGGCCCAAGUAG
This is a messenger RNA of Parnassius mnemosyne (clouded apollo), 1503 nucleotides long. The record is from the annotation of a GenBank genome assembly. Lineage: Eukaryota; Metazoa; Arthropoda; Insecta; Lepidoptera; Papilionidae.